GCUUCUGGAAGAGGGAAGUCUGGGUCCCUGAGCCGCUGGAGCAGGGACCGCGAUGGAGCCCGCAGCCCGGGGUCGCUCCCCACCCUGAGCGCCUCCACAGGCGGCCAUGCUGCCCCGAGGGCGCCCCCGGGCGCUGGGGGCCGCAGCGCUGCUGCUCCUGCUGCUUCUGAUCGGUUUUUUCCUGUUCGGCGGGGACCUGGAGUGUAAGCGCGGCGAGCGAGGAGGCGAGCGGAGGGGCCCGGGACCCCUACCCCUACCCUGCCCGCUGACGCCACGUGUCCCUCCAGACGAGCGGCCGCGGGGAGCUGCUGCUCUCGACGGAGACCUGCCUGCGGACCGCGGGGGCCACAACCACUCCGACUGCGUCCCGCCGCGGCCGCGGCCGCUGCCGCCCAAGUGCGAGCUCUUGCAUGUGGCCAUCGUGUGUGCGGGACAUAACUCCAGCCGAGACCUCAACACCCUGGUGAAAUCUGUGCUCUUCUACAGGAAAAACCCACUGCAUUUCCAUCUGGUGACUGAUGCUGUGGCCAGGAACAUUCUGGAGAUGCUCUUCCACACGUGGAUGGUGCCUGCUGUUGGGGUCAGCUUCUAUGACUUGGAGGAGCUCAAGGCAGGAGCCCUGGCCCUUCUGCACUUUCCGGCUGUGUGCAGCCCUGUCCUCCCUCCCAGGGCAUUGGGGUGGGGGCAUGGGGGAGAGGUUAGAGCUGCCUGGGACCCCUCCCCUCCCCAGUCCCAUCACACCUACAGGAGCUCAAAUCCCUCACCCCUCCUGGAGCCUACGCCUUCUUUCCCCUGUGUUACUGAGUGCCCACACAAGCAAGUGAUCGGUCUUGUGGAGAACCAGAGCGACUGGUACCUGGGCAACAUCUGGAGGAAUCACAGGCCGUGGCCUGCCUUGGGCCGGGGAUUUAACACAGGUGUGAUCCUCCUGCGGCUGGACCGGCUCCGGCAGGCCGGCUGGGGGCAGUUGUGGAAGCUGACGGCCACUCGGGAGCUCCUCACCCUGCCCGCCACCUCACUGGCAGACCAGGACAUUUUCAAUGCUGUAAUCAAGGAGCACCCGGACUUGGUGCAGCCCCUGCCCUGCGUCUGGAAUGUUCAGCUGUCAGACCACACGCGGGCUGAGCGCUGCUACUCAGAGGCGUCUGAUCUCAAGGUGAUCCACUGGAACUCACCAAAGAAGCUGCGUGUGAAGAACAAGCAUGUGGAAUACUUCCGAAACCUCUACCUGACUUUCCUGGAAUAUGAUGGGAACCUGCUGCGGAGAGAGCUGUUUGGCUGCCCCAGCCCGCCGCCAUCUGGGGCCGAGCAGGUGCAGCGGGCCCUGGCACAACUGGACGAGGAAGAUGCCUGCUUUGAGUUCCGGCAGCAACGGCUCACUGUGCACCGUGUGCACAUCUCCUUCCUGCCGCACGAACUGCCACCCCCUCGGCCCCACGACGUCACCCUGGUGGCCCAGCUCUCCAUGGACCGGCUGCAGAUGCUGGAAGCCCUGUGCAGGCACUGGCCGGGCCCCAUGAGCCUGGCCUUGUACCUCACAGACGCCGAGGCCCAGCAGUUCCUGCAUUUCGUCGAGGCCUCCGCAGUGCUCUCUGCCCGGCAGGACGUGGCCUAUCACGUGGUGUAUCGCGAGGGGCCCCUCUACCCCGUCAACCAGCUUCGUAACGUGGCCUUGGCCCAGGCCCUCACACCUUACGUGUUCCUCAGUGACAUUGACUUCCUGCCUGCCUAUUCCCUCUAUGACUACCUCAGGACCUCCAUCGAGCAGCUGAAGCUGGGCAGCAAGCGCAAAGCGGCCCUGGUGGUGCCGGCAUUCGAGACCCUGCACUACCGCUUCAGCUUCCCCACUUCCAAGGCCGAACUGCUGGCCUUGCUGGACUCUGGCUCUGUCUACACCUUCAGGUACCACGAGUGGCCCCGGGGUCACGCACCCACAGACUAUGCCCGCUGGCGAGAGGCUCAGACCCCAUACCGUGUGCAGUGGGCAGCUGACUAUGAGCCCUACGUGGUGGUGCCUCGUGACUGUCCCCGCUACGAUCCCCGGUUUGUGGGGUUCGGCUGGAACAAGGUGGCCCACAUCAUGGAGCUGGAUGCACAGGAAUAUGAGCUCCUGGUGCUGCCCGAGGCCUUUGCCAUCCACCUGCCGCAUGCCCCAAGCCUUGACAUCUCUCGCUUCCGCUCCAGCCCCACCUACCGGGACUGCCUCCAGGCCCUGAAGGACGAGUUCCACCAGGACUUGUCCCGUAACUACGGGGCUGCUGCCCUCAAAUACCUCACUGCCCUGCAGCAGCCCCGAGGUCCCGCCUGAUCUCCCCGGGGUCUGUGGCUCACCCCUGCCCCCCACCUUGGCUCCAGCAGGCUCCCUGCAGACACUGGAGCAACCUAGCCACCCCUCCCUCCCUCCUAUUUAAAUUAUUGAAGGUCUCAGUGCAAAGGGCUUGGGCGGGUCCUGGGGGCCUCCCCCUGCCGCUGUAGCUGGGGGCUGGUCUCGCUGUGCCCCAGCUGUUUGGGGGCUGGUUCCCCUAUCUUCAACUGUAUCUCUUUUUCAUAAUUAAAAGUUUUUAAAGAC
Suricata suricatta (meerkat) is the source of this 2569-nucleotide messenger RNA. RefSeq names its product LARGE xylosyl- and glucuronyltransferase 2 (gene LARGE2). NCBI's taxonomy places the organism in Eukaryota, Metazoa, Chordata, Mammalia, Carnivora, Herpestidae. The coding region runs from base 107 to 2308 and encodes 733 amino acids. Gene Ontology annotation, molecular function: glucuronosyltransferase activity; xylosyltransferase activity. Gene Ontology annotation, biological process: protein O-linked glycosylation via mannose. The transcript is spliced from 13 exons. The record is from RefSeq and is a predicted model, not a curated record.